AAACACAAUAACAACCAAGUGAAUGGGCUGACGCCUCGCCAUUGGCCCAGGCAGCAGCCAAUCUAACUGCAGCAGAUGAUGAGUCACAAGGAAGUCACCGACUGAGCCUAUCUGAACUCACUUGGAUACUUUACCUGCCUGAGCUCAGACCCAACAUCUCAUUACCUUUCCUAUACAAUCCACAGCUGAGGCUUGUGGUGUGCUGUGAUCUCCAGAAGCAAAGUUGUUUGACCAACGCAAGAGUCAAGAAGUCAUGGCAGUGGCUAAUUUCCAGUACAUUACUCGGAUAAACAGUGGCUUCAAGGUCUACAUAUUAGAAGGUCAACCCCAUUCCCGGAGUGAAGACAGGUUCAGAAACAUGCAGAAUGAACGGGCACGAGCCCCCAACGCAUAUCCAAUCAAACGCAAGCGCAGCCUUGAAAGAGGUCUAACAUUGGAAGAAAGGCGAGAGCGGGCAAUAAACAGAAGCAAACUGGCCCAGAGACCCGGACCAGCACCUGCAGCUUCUAGCAGCCAACAGAGUCCCACAGCGAGCCCGAGUCCAACACCAAGCCCCACUAGUCCUUUGCCCAACUACGUGUACUACACACCUACCAUGGACGAACCUCUCGCCCUCAUCAAGAAACCAAGAAAAGACCCAGAAAACACAGCGAAGACUAAAAUAUCACCUGCCAGUCAAAUUCAGGUGCGUCCCUCUGUGAUCACCUGUGUCCCCUCAUCAAAAAGCCCUUCCAGCAGAUCCGAGGUCCACAGUAGCCACUCAUCAGCUAAUACCAAACACAACCUUGAUCACGUACUUGAGGAGCAUUUCAAGAGAAGCCUUGGAUCCAGCUACCAGCAAAGUCGUUUGCAGCAGCUCUCCAUCAGCGUGUCUGUUGAUGACCACUUCGCCAAAGCUUUGGGCCAGGACAAGUGGCAGCAGAUAAAAUCCAAGUCUACCUCCUGCUCUUCCACACCGCCCAGCAGUCCAAGCGUUACCCACUCUCCCACCUACAGCCACAGUCCAAACCACAAAGAGUCCACCAUGGGCUCGUCGCUGACCGCCGGCCACUGGCCUGUUAAUUAAAACAGAACGAUCGCUGGAUCCAUGUGGAAACUGACUCUCUGUUUUUACAUUUCAAUAUGAAUAGCUCUGCUUAUGCGUGCAGCGCUUAGUGUUGUGAGUGAGCCACCCGCUGCAGAAGUGCUGUCACUGUGGACAUGAAUGUGUUUGUGUGUAUCCAAGCCUAAUGGAUAAAUGCAGCAUUACGUGUUUUUUGUUACAUUUCUGCAGCUUCUGUGCUUAGCGUCUGUGAUUUAGUUGGUGAAAUGGGGUGAUUGAUAAAUCAACCAUGUUAUCCUUUACAUUUCUUUAAUUGUAUGUCGUUUCUUUGAAAACUCUAUGAAUACCACAUUCUGUGUAAUAUUUAUGUUCUCAUACUAUUGGGUUUUCUCUAGUCUGAGUGACUAGCCUGUCUGUAAUGCAAUAGUGUACACAUAAGCUGUACACAUGCCAGAGUCUCCAUGAAAAAAAUAAUAAAAUGGCAAAUGCCUUUUUCUUACA
This is a messenger RNA of Nothobranchius furzeri (turquoise killifish), 1543 nucleotides long. RefSeq names its product vestigial like 4 like (gene vgll4l). The record is from RefSeq and is a predicted model, not a curated record. Gene Ontology annotation, molecular function: transcription coactivator binding. Gene Ontology annotation, biological process: negative regulation of DNA-templated transcription. NCBI's taxonomy places the organism in Eukaryota, Metazoa, Chordata, Actinopteri, Cyprinodontiformes, Nothobranchiidae.